AUGUUUUCUUUGCAGGGACAGACCGCAUUAAUCACCGGUGCCUCAAUGGGAAUCGGGGAAGCUAUUGCGUUAGCUCUCGCAAAGGAGGGAGUCAACCUAGCACUGUUAUCGAGAAGCAAGGACAAACUGGAGGCUGUUGGUGAGAAAGCCACAAAACAAUAUCCUAACGUAAAGAUUGGGGUAUAUGCUGUCGAUAUCAAAGAGUAUACUGCAGUUGAUAAAACGGUUGAGUCGGUAAUCAAAGAGAUUGGGGAGAUUGAUAUCUUAAUCAACAACGCUGGUCUUGCUCUCGGCGCCCCAGCCCGUUUUUGGGAGCUUCCAGUUGAACUGGUCCAGCAGAUGAAUGGAACAAAUAUCUCGGGGCUGAUGUACACGACGUACUUCGUUUUAAGAAAAAGCAUGUGGCCGCGGAAGCAGGGAACUAUCCUCAACAUAUCAUCAGUCACGGGACUAGAAUGCCCGCCGUUUGAUGGAGAGUCUGUCUACCACGCUAAUAAGGCCUGCAUUGAAGGGUUUAGCAAUAGCCUACGGAUGGAAACGGCUGGUUCAAACAUCCGAGUUCUGGUUGUCCGUCCAGGUUGUGUUGCUACACAUUUCCAUCUGCAGAGGGUCAAAUACGACCAGAAUGCAAUGGACGAGUUCUUCUACGGAUACGAUCCAUUGGUAGCAGAAGACAUUGCUGACAACGUGCUAUAUAUGAUCACUCGCCCGGAAAGGACAUCCAUUAAAGCGCUGGACUGUGUUCCUACUGCCCAGCGCGGGCUGACUCGCUUCGACCGAGAGUGGCACGAACGCAAUAAGCAGCUGUAG
This is a messenger RNA of Talaromyces atroroseus, 810 nucleotides long. RefSeq lists its product as hypothetical. Gene Ontology annotation, molecular function: oxidoreductase activity. NCBI's taxonomy places the organism in Eukaryota, Fungi, Ascomycota, Eurotiomycetes, Eurotiales, Trichocomaceae. Gene Ontology annotation, cellular component: cytosol. The record is from RefSeq and is a predicted model, not a curated record. The coding region runs from base 1 to 810 and encodes 269 amino acids. The transcript has 4 exons.